AUGGUUGCAGGUGCAGUCCUCCAGGGUGCUUGCCAGAACAUGGGCAUGUUCAUGGGCGGUCGUGCUCUCCUCGGUUUCGGCAACUCCUUUGCCCAGAUUGCCUCCCCCAUGUUGCUUGCUGAGCUCUGCCACCCUCAGCAUCGUGCAAGACUCACGACUGUCUACAACUGUCUCUGGAACGUUGGAGCUUUGAUCGUAGCCUGGUUGUCCUUCGGUACCGACUUCCUCGGAAACGAGUGGUCCUGGCGUAUUCCCGCCCUUGGUCAGGCCGUUCCCUCCAUUUUCCAGCUGCUUUUCAUCUUCUGGGUACCUGAGUCCCCCCGUUACCUCAUCGCUAAGGACCGCCACGACGAGGCCCUGGACAUCCUUGGCAGGUUCCAUGCCAACGGCAACAACGAUCACCCGACUGUUCAGUUCGAGUUCCGCGAGAUUCGCGAGACCAUCAAGCGUGAGAUGGCCGCCAAGAACAGCAGCAGCUACCUCGACUUCUUCCGCACCCCUGGCAACAAGUACCGCUUCAUCGUCCUCAUCUCCCUCGGUCUGUUCUCUCAGUGGUCCGGCAACGCCAUUAUCUCCAACUACACCAACAUCCUGUACGCCAACGCUGGCAUCGCGAGCUCCACUGCCAGACUCGGUCUCUCUGCCGGCCAGACUGGUCUGUCCUUGAUUGUCUCUCUCACUCUUGCCAUGCAGGUCGACAAAUUCGGUCGUCGCCCCAUCUUCCUCGCCUCCACCGGAGGUAUGCUCAUGACCUUCGUCUUCUGGACCCUCUCUGCCGGUCUGUACGAGGAGCACCGCUCUCCCGGUUCUAACUACGCCAUGAUCUUCUUCAUCUGGCUCUUUGGCUUCUUCUACGCUUUCGCUUGGUCCGGUCUGCUCAUCAGCUACUCCAUCGAAAUCCUGCCUUACAAGCUGCGUGCCAAGGGUCUCAUGAUUGUCAACCUGGUCGUCCAGGCUGCUCUGACGCUCAACAACUACGCCAACCCCUACGCCUUCGAGCACUUCGAGGGCCACACCUGGAAGCUGUACCUCAUUUACACUUGCUGGAUUUUCCUCGAACUUACCUUUGUCUACUGCUUCUACGUCGAAACCAAGGGCCCCACCCUGGAAGAGCUCGUCAAGGUCAUCGACGGCCCCGAUGCCGAGGUUGCGGAUCUCGACUUCGCUCAGGUCGAGCAAGAGGUCAAAAUUGGCCACGAGGCCGAGGAGUUCGACCAUAAGCGUGGUUAA
This is a messenger RNA of Colletotrichum truncatum, 1230 nucleotides long. Its product is annotated as hexose transporter protein. Lineage: Eukaryota; Fungi; Ascomycota; Sordariomycetes; Glomerellales; Glomerellaceae. Gene Ontology annotation, cellular component: membrane. Gene Ontology annotation, biological process: carbohydrate transport; transmembrane transport. The record is from RefSeq and is a predicted model, not a curated record. Gene Ontology annotation, molecular function: carbohydrate:proton symporter activity.